Messenger RNA from Chlamydomonas reinhardtii, 4949 nucleotides. RefSeq lists its product as uncharacterized. NCBI's taxonomy places the organism in Eukaryota, Viridiplantae, Chlorophyta, Chlorophyceae, Chlamydomonadales, Chlamydomonadaceae. The transcript has 10 exons. Bases 660 to 4667 code for a protein of 1335 amino acids. Gene Ontology annotation, molecular function: protein binding. The record is from RefSeq and is a predicted model, not a curated record.
GUUCAGUUAGUUGGUGCCGCGGCUCCACGACCUCCCGACCUCCCUAAUAUCCCUUCCGGAUCAGCGCUUCCCACCAGCACUGGGCGCGCACCGAGACAAGCAAUCUACAGCUCGACGCUCGUCGUGUCCUACGCGACGGGUUCGUGCCACUAAGGGACUUGGAGCGCCGACGUUAUACUGCGACAUUUAUUCAUUUGCCCAGGCGUCACCUGGGUGUUGCUCGGUUCCGCCAGGUUCCGCUGGGUCUGCUUGUUCAUCGACAGGGCCAUUCGUGGGGCCAUUGGGCGGGCGCUGUAGCCCUUCAUCCCCGACUGCAGCUGAAAGGCUAGAGCUGAGAGGACACCAGUAGACUUGUCUUACUACGCUAGCACUACCUGUAGACACCAUUCAUGUAUACUACUGACGUAGUGACGUCGGCCUCGUUCGUGACCAAGCUAUCGUGAGUUGUGAAACGAAGACCCAUCAAGGCCUGCGCGCGAAGCUCUCUAUAGUUUCCAUUUGUGACUAGUUUAAGAGCUAGUGGUCGUUCGUCGUGACCGCGGAGUUAAGAGGAGCCCGAAUUCCUCCACGGCUUGAGCGUCUCAGUCAACGUCGGCUGGACGGCAGCUUGCUAGUUCAGGGGCGUAGCGCUUGGCCGCCUGACAGAGUCUCUUUGAUAGAUGGCGUCUUGUGCGCACAAUGUGCUGGCAUCGCUUGGGUCUCCAAGCAAACAGGGCGCGCCUCGGACCCACAUUUGCUCGCCGACGUUUCGGCGAGAGCGCUCCACCACAGCCACAGCAGCCCUGCCAUUUGGAUUUGGUGCAUUUGGCUUUGGAAACCAAGCAAAUGCGGGAGCUGCAGGUGCACCAGGUUCCCCUGCCCCAGACAGCCGUGGGCACCGCUUACCGGAGGGCUUCGAGAGCAGUGGCUCAGCAGUGAGCGGGCCAGCCAUCACUGCGGCCUCUGCCUCUGUCCAUUCGCCCGGCUCACCACAUUCAGCUACCGGUGGGGCUCCUGCGGCUUCUGGGGGCGCUCGCCGUCGUCUGAGCCUCCCGCCGCUCGCUGCCGCCGCCUCCAGCGCAAUGGCUGCAGCCCCCGCCGCGCCCUUCUUCGGGAGGGACAGUGACAGCGAUAAACUCCUGUCCGACCAGCACCGGGUUGCCGGGGAGGGCGGCAGCACGCACCGCGGACUUAUGGGCAUUGUGUUGGGGUCAGGCACGAGCGUUGCCGGCGCGCUGCAAUCGAAACAACGACUGCACGAGCUGCUUGCGGAGGUGGACCUGCGGGGCCUGCUGCCCGGCCUCAGCCUGGGCCCGGACACCUCAGACCAGGCUGCCCUCCUGCCGCACAGCGCCAGGGGUGCGGCAGCUCGCCAGCCUCACAGCCCACACACCUCCACCUCCUCUCAGCACCGGGGUGUCGACUUGCUGCGGGAGCACCGGCCCAGUGCCGACCUGGCGCAGCGGCGGCAGCGGCUGCUGGAGGCGCUACACAGCUCACUGGCGGCGGCGCCACUCGGACAGACGGGGGUGGCCGUGCCGCUGCAGGGCAUGCUGGUGGGCGGCAGUGGCGGCAGUGGAUGCGGCCACUGGCGGCGGUCUGAGCUGCUGGCGGGCACUGUGUUGCCGCGCGUGGUGGACUUCCUCACGGACGAGCUGGCCCUGGCGGUGCCGGCCGCGGGCGGGCCGGGUGCCGCCGCUGUGUCGGCGGGGCUGCUGCCCAUGCGCGGCAUCACCAGUUCCACUGCCAUGGCGCUGGAGUGCCUGUGCACGGUGUUUUCCGAGGAGCUACCAGAGCUCAAUGCCGCCGCCCAUGCCAGUCACAAUGCCGCGUCCUGUGACAGCUGGCGGGCGGCUGUGACCACUGUUGUGGCUGUGCUGGCGGCGGCCCGGCUGCCGGCGGCCACGGCCUGGGGCGCCGAGCAGUCCUACUGGAUCCCCUCCGUGCCCUCGCCCGCCCCUGUGUCGGCGUCGCAAUCGGCCUCCAGCGCUGUGGACUGGGGGCUGCUGGCAGGACUGGCCAGUGACAGCCGCGUGUCGAGUGCCACUGCGCCAGCAGGACUGGGUGACGCCGGCGCAGACUGCACCGCCGACGCCGCGGGCUGGAGUCCGGACGUCAGCGCGGCCUUCUUCGCGGCGAGUGCACUGGUGCGGCUGGCCAGGUACCCGCAGCUGGCGGCGGCGGCGGUUGAGGGCGGCGCGGUGGAAGCGGUGGUGCGGUUGAUGGGCUCGCGGCCGGCUAUGCUGGCCCAGAUGGCCGUGUUCGCCGCCUACAAGCUGCUGAGGGGACCUGCGGCCGCACCGGGGGCGCAGCCGUCGUCACCACGGGGAUCACCCUCCCUCGUCGGCAGUGACGGCAGUGCUGGAGCUGUGGAGUCAGGCGUGGGCUCUGCCUCUGCCGCAGCUAGCGGUGGCCGUGAGGCUGCGCUGCUGGCCAUGGCGCAGGCGGGGGGUCUGGGUGCGCUGUGCAGCUGCCUGCGGGACCUGCCCGACCGGCCCUCGCGCGACAUGGCCUCAUCGCUCAUGCUGGACAUGGCGCUGGUACCGCAGGUCCCUGCAGUCGUGGCCCGACUCAGCCAGGUGCUGCCGCUGGUGUCGGUGCUGGGCGACCGCCGCGCGGAGGCCGCCACCCGCAUGUACGCGCUGCUCGUGCUGGCGCGCCUGGCCAACCAUUCCCCCGAGUGCCAGAUGGACGCAGUGAGGGAGGGCGCCAUUGGGCCGCUGUUGGCUCUGGUGCGGCGCGGCAGUGAGGAGGAGCAGACACACGCCUGCCGCCUGCUGGCCAUACUGGCGCAAGCGGUGCCCACACACGGCCGCUUUAAGGAGUUGGGGGUGGUCCAGAACGUGCUGCCUCUUCUUCGCGGCAGCCGCGCGCACGCACCGCACGGGCCGCUUAGGGUUGGCGCUAGUGGUGGCGGCAGCCCGUCUUCAUCCCCCGUGGGCGGCAGCCAGGGCUCGGUCCACACGCCGCUGGUGUCGGAGCACGCGGCCAGUGUUGUGGCUGUGCUGGCGCAGAACCCCGACAUGCACUUCCACGUGGUGGGCGUCGGUGCGGUGCCGGCACUCGUGCCGCUACUCAGCGCAGGCUCCGAGAAGGCGCGCACGUACGUGCUGGCAGCUCUGAUGCUGCUGUGUGAGGGCGAAGAGCGGCACGCGGCAGUGGUCGUCCGGGCGGGGGCGCUGCCCACAUUGGUGACGCUGGCGGGAGGCGCGAGUGCGCAGGAAAGCGCCGACGGGGGCUCCGGCUCCAGCCACUCGGCCAGCUCGCGCCGCGCCACACACGCCCAGGAAUUCUCGGCAGCGGUGCUGUGCUGCAUGUCAAGAUACGUGGACAUGCAGGAGGAGCUGUUGGCCCACGCCGCGGUGCCCGCCCUGGUGAGCUGCCUGGCUGCGGGCGGGGUGGACGCGGCAGUGCACGCGGCGGAGGCACUGGUGCAUCUGGCAGGCGGCGAGGCAGUAUGCAAGCGCAUGGUGUCUUCGGAGCCGGCUGCUGCUGCCAUGGUGGUGAUGCUGCUGGGCGCCGAGAAGCCCUCAGCGCGGUACUGGGGCUUGCAGCUGCUGCGCGUGAUCAGCACCGAUGACACCGCACUGGGGCUGUUGGUGGGGCUCAGCCGCGAGCAGGCCAGCCGCUACGGCAGUCCCAGCGGCUGCGGCAGCGGGAUGGCCGAGCUCAGGCCAGGCGCGGGGACUGGCAGCCGCAGCGGUGGCCUGAGGCUCCGUGGCGGCCAGCUGCCAUUUCCUUGGUCGGGAAUUGAUGAUGCAAUGCCGAUGGGACCGCCGGCUCCCGGCAGCUUGGUGUUUGGAAGCCCUUUGCUGUAUGGGGGGCAGCAGCCUGGCGAUGCAGCUGCGAAUGCGGAGGCGCAACGACUGCUGGCGGGGCCGCUCUCUGUGCUGUUGGGGCCCUUCGCUUCAGGCUCCAGCACAUCAUCAUCCGCGGUCAGCUGGGCGGAGACCGGCUCCGCGCAGGCUGCAGCCAGCAACGCCGAUGCGUCAAACGUGGCGCCCAUGUCUGAGCCGGCCGGCCCUGGGUCAGCUGGAAGCGGUGUACCACUACCGCCUGCCCUUGCUGCGCUUGAGCCAGUGCCAAGCCCACCUGCCGGGGUCAAGGUGGUUGAGGCUCUCGUGCGGCUACUUAGCUGGAAGGACGGCGGCUCUAGCUGGCAGCAGGGUCGCUGCCGUGUACUGGCUGCGUGGCUGCUGGCGCGCAUGUGUGACCACCCGCCUCUGGCGCCCCUGGUGCUGGCGUCUGGUGCGGUACGGGAGCUGGCAGGCAUGUUGGCGGAGGAGCAGCAGCGCGCCGCGGCGCUUGCAGCUGCAGCGGCGGCUGCAGCAGUCGAGGCGGCAGCUGCGGGCGAGCUGCCCGAAUCCAAAUCCGGGGAGCUGACCAUCCCGCUGCUACCGGGCGAGGGUGACGGCCUGGGCCUGAGCGAGUCCAACGGCAGCAUCUUCCACCGGGGCGGCAUGGAGAUGGCCGACGGCGGCGCUGGGGGCAGCAUGGGGCUGGUGGACGCUGGGGGCCCAGGGAUGAAUGCAAGGCGCGCGCGGUUCGACAGCAACGCCGCGGCGGCCUCGGAGGCGGCUCUGUUGGCUGUCUGUCGCAGCCUGGGAUGGCAGGGGCGGCAGGCGGUGAUGGGCGAGCUAGUGAUACGCCAGUGGCUGGGGCAGUCGUUGCGGCUGAGCGGGUUUUAGUACGGUGUCCAUACACUGAACACGCUGAUGCAUGUUGAGACAGUUAAGCACAGAGCCCAAUCAACGUGAAGGCCAAUAAGUCUGCCGAUGCACGCUGUCCAUACGUCACACGCAAAGAGUUGAGCGCGGGGUGGGCUGGGUCGAGGGGAUUUCGAUGGAUCCCGCGUGUGACCGAAGUCUCAGAACAGGACCGCUGAUGGCACAGCGUGAUAGUGCUCGUCAAGAGGAGUCGAUUGGCACCACUUUGGAAUUUAAUGCAGGGGGUUUAACCCCUAAACAACA